Molecule: messenger RNA, 1878 nt
Organism: Haplochromis burtoni (Burton's mouthbrooder)
Lineage: Eukaryota; Metazoa; Chordata; Actinopteri; Cichliformes; Cichlidae
Product: metal transporter CNNM3
Biological process (GO): transport; magnesium ion homeostasis
Cellular component (GO): plasma membrane
Molecular function (GO): transmembrane transporter activity
Source: RefSeq, a predicted model, not a curated record
UCACGUGAUCUAGGCAAAGCCAAACUGACCAAUUCCAAUAUGGUGGCCAGCCUAGCAGGUCUACGGUUCCUGUUGAUGGUAGUGUUGUUCUGCGGAAUCAGGUACGGCGCCUGCAGCCAGAAAGCUCCGCAGGUUUUGGGGCUGCGGCUGGAAGAACCAGUGGAUCCGCUGUGCAUGAAGGGUCGUAUCAUUUCAGCACCAAAAGGAGCCACGUUUAAGCUCCGUGUCUUCGGGUUUAAUCUGAAUGGAAGCUUGCCGUGGGUCGCGUUCGCAGGGGCAGCUGGCGGAGCGGCUGGGGCUGUCGGUGAUACACCGGACCCUUGCGAGGAGCAGUCCAACCGCCAGGACUCCAAGUUAAAGGUGACCAAUUUAGAACUCGACGAUGCGCACAGCGUGCUUCUAACUGUGGAGGUUAGCACCUCUGAGGGGGAAGCUGGCAACGAGCAGACCUACUACCACCUGUGUGUGCGGAGUGGAGAGACAUGGACAUCUGCGGGCCUGGACAGACUGCGAAUAAACACUGACACGGAUCUGCCAGCAGACUACAUCCCGCCGUGGGGUCUGGCCGUACUGAUAGUGCUUGUGCUUAUGAUCUGCGGAUUGCUGAGGACGGUGAACUUGAGCCUUUUGUGGCUGGACCCAGUCGAGCUUUAUGUCCUACACAGCUGUGGAUCAGAGGAGGAGAAACGAGCCGCCAAACGGCUGGAGCCGAUCAGGAGAAGGGGGAACUUCAUGGCAUGUUCUUUGUUGUUCCUGUGUGCUCUGGGGCACUCUGUCCUCGGUGUGCUCCUGUACCGGGCACUGGGCUCCAUCGUCUCUGCUGUGUUCAACAGCGGCUUCCUUAUCUUCUUCCUAGCUGAGCUGGCUCCUCACAUCUUGUGCUCAGGUUACGGCUUCCAGCUGGCGCCUGGUCUGACCUGGCUGGCCCAGGUUUGCAUGGUGCUUACCUGCCCCCUGUCUUGCCCUCUGGGCCUGAUUCUGGAUCUGGGGCUGAGGAGAGACAUCAGUACCUGUGGGAUAAGGGAGAGGGCCAUGGAGAUGGUACGGGCAAACGUGAAUGAUCCUUACAGUGAGUUUGUAAAGGAGGAGUUCAGUCGUGGGACAUUGCGCAUUAAGACCGUGGAGGACAUCUUGACACCUCUGAAAGACUGCUUCAUGCUGCCUAGCUCAGCUGUCCUAGACUUCUCCACUAUGUCUGAGAUCAUGCAGAGUGGUUACACCCGUGUGCCCAUUUAUGAGGAAGAGAGGUCUAACAUUGUGGAAAUCCUUUAUGUGAAAGACUUGGCUCUGGUUGAUCCAGAAGACUGCACCCCAAUGACGACUAUCACCAAGUUCUACAAUCACCCUCUGCACUUUGUGUUCAAUGAUACCAAACUAGAUGCCAUGUUGGAGGAAUUCAAAAAAGGCAACUCUCACAUGGCCAUCGUCCAGAAGGUGAACAAUGAGGGAGAGGGAGAUCCUUUCUAUGAGGUGCUGGGUUUGGUCACUUUAGAAGAUGUCAUAGAGGAGAUCAUCAAGUCAGAGAUCCUGGAUGAAUCUGAUGGCUACUUAGACAGGAAAGUAAAGCGUCCCCUCACUCCACUGGAGAUUCCUCUGGAGCCUCGCAGCACCCAUGAGGAGUUUUCUCUUUUCAAGCCUCCUGAAGGAGAACCCAAGAUCCGAACUUCACCACAACUCCUGCUAGCCACACACCGCUUCCUGUCCAGAGAAGUGGAACACUUCAGCCCAGCACGUGUAUCUGAGAAGGUCCUGUUCCACCUGCUCCGUCACCCCAGUGUCAACCAGGAAGUGCACUUUGACCCUAACAACCGUCUGAGCCCAGCACACUAUCUUUACACCCGCAACCACCCAGUGGACUAUUUCAUCCUUCUGCUGCAG